This is a messenger RNA of Setaria italica (foxtail millet), 448 nucleotides long. RefSeq names its product L10-interacting MYB domain-containing protein-like. NCBI's taxonomy places the organism in Eukaryota, Viridiplantae, Streptophyta, Magnoliopsida, Poales, Poaceae. The record is from RefSeq and is a predicted model, not a curated record. The coding region runs from base 20 to 448 and encodes 142 amino acids. The transcript is spliced from 2 exons.
CAACCGCGAGGAAGUAGCAAUGGUGCCCACACUGGCAUCGUCAUCGACUUCGUCGUGCUCUCCCCCACCGGUGUGCCCGUACAAUUUCCGCCACAAACGCACCAAGACACCUGCUAAGAUGAAUAACCGUGCCAGCUGGGAUGAGGGCACGACGAAAACUUUGCUGGACUUGUGCAUUGCUCAGAAGAACCAGUUCAAUUGGAGCAACAGAUGCCUCACUAAGUUGGGAUGGAAGAACGUGUACUCAAGCUUCAGGGCACAAACUGGGUUGCAUUUGGGCAGCAAGCAGCUGCAGAACAAGCUCAACAACCUGAGGAGAACAUUCCUGAGUUGGAUGGCCUUGCAAAAGCAAUCUGGUUUAGGGCGCGACACACAAACUGGUGGUGUUUCUGCUGAUGCCACCUAUUGGGAGGAGGACGAACAGGUACGUCCUAUGAUAGGCCCCUAA